GUAUUAAUUUGAAAAAUCUUUAUCAAUAAUUUUUAAAUUUUAAAGUUGAAAAAAAUCCACAUUAAUCGUCAUGAUUUUUGAAUUGAUUCUCGAUUCCAACCGAAAUAACAAAAUAAACAAAAAGAUCGAGUCGAAGGUUUUUGAUUAAUCGAUCUUCGACAUCUCUACUGGUUGCAAACAUAUGUAAAUAAAACAUAUAUUCGAAAUGAAUUCAGACGACGAAGUUUUUGAAGGUGUUAUGGACAAUGUGCUUGACGAAACCAUUUCUUCCACACCCAGCAAAACAAAAAGACGAAAAAAACCACAAAUAGUGUCAUCAUGGACAAAUGAAAGCACAACGAAUUUGAUACAGGCCAUUGAAAUGCACAAUUGUAUUUGGGAAUAUUCCUGCCCAGAAUAUAAAGAUCGCGCCAAAAGAGAUAAAGCUUGGAAUAACAUCGCGGAGAAAUUUCCAACCCAAGAAGUUGACGGAUGCAAAGCAAAAUGGGCGAAUAUAAAAACGGCAUUUUCAAAUGUAAAGAAAAAAAUGACAACUAAAUCAGGCCAAGCGGCCGGUAAUGCUUUGCCACAUUGGCCGUUUUGGUCAGCUAUGCAAUUCUACUGUUUGCAUGAUCGCUGCAAGAGUAGUUCGUCCGUCUCAACACUAGAUGUGGAUGCAGAUGUAACGCCACCACCAACAGCUGCCCGAAGUGACAGGAAAUCCAAACCCUCUGCAUCCGAUGAAUCAGUGACAACAGAUGCAAUGGAGAGCGCAAUACAAUUUUUAAAUAAAGAAGAAGACCACUGGCAUGGAGUGGGCAUGUAUCUUGCACUGCAAAUGCGUGAACUAUCAAAAAGAAAUAAAAGAGCAGCAAAUAAACUUCACGCGGAAUUAAUUCAAGUAGCUAUGAAUGCUGUGUUGCAACAAGAUGAGGAAAGUUUAUCAUAA
Molecule: messenger RNA, 928 nt
Organism: Bactrocera dorsalis (oriental fruit fly)
Lineage: Eukaryota; Metazoa; Arthropoda; Insecta; Diptera; Tephritidae
Exons: 2
Coding region: 206-928 (240 amino acids)
Biological process (GO): regulation of transcription by RNA polymerase II
Cellular component (GO): transcription regulator complex; nucleus
Source: RefSeq, a predicted model, not a curated record